CCCUCUCCUUCCCACUGACACCAGCUUGGAUUUUUGGAUCUGUGCGUUUCCAGAAUGGCUCGCUUCGCGGACGAUCUCCCCACCCGCUAUGGAGGAGGCGCAGGCGGCGGAGGAGGGCGAGGAGGAGGCGGCGGCGGAGGAGGAGGACCGGGCGCCCCUGGGAGGGGGGCGCAGAGGAUGUACAAGCAGUCGAUGGCCCAGAGAGCCCGAACCAUGGCCAUCUACAACCCGAACCCCGUCAAGCAGAACUGCUUCACGGUCAACCGCUCCCUCUUCAUCUUCCGAGAGGACAACCUCAUCAGGAAGUACGCGAAGCGGAUCACAGAGUGGCCUCCCUUUGAGUACAUGAUUCUGGCAACCAUUAUCGCCAACUGCAUCGUCUUGGCCUUGGAGCAACAUCUACCAGCCAGUGACAAGACGCCCAUGUCUGAACGCCUGGACGACACAGAGCCCUACUUUAUUGGAAUAUUCUGUUUCGAGGCAGCCAUUAAGAUCAUCGCCCUGGGCUUUGCAUUUCACAAAGGCUCCUACCUCCGCAACGGCUGGAAUGUAAUGGACUUCGUGGUCGUCCUCACAGGGUAUUGA
Nematolebias whitei (Rio pearlfish) is the source of this 585-nucleotide messenger RNA. RefSeq names its product voltage-dependent P/Q-type calcium channel subunit alpha-1A. The coding region runs from base 55 to 585 and encodes 176 amino acids. Gene Ontology annotation, cellular component: membrane; neuronal cell body; voltage-gated calcium channel complex. The record is from RefSeq and is a predicted model, not a curated record. Gene Ontology annotation, molecular function: high voltage-gated calcium channel activity. The transcript has 4 exons. Gene Ontology annotation, biological process: chemical synaptic transmission; calcium ion import across plasma membrane. NCBI's taxonomy places the organism in Eukaryota, Metazoa, Chordata, Actinopteri, Cyprinodontiformes, Rivulidae.